AUGGAUGCCAAUCGCGCCGAUAAAUUCGCUCGCAGACGUAUCCCAAAAUGGCUCGAUGCCUUCUCUCCCCCUCCCCCUGACGCUCCACGGGAACCCCGUCGACCCCAAGACAACAUUCUGAACGACCCCGCAUCCGAUCUCCUCAUCGACUUGAAUUCUCAAGAAGGCUUCUACCAAACGGCCAAGAAGAAGAAGGGCAAGGCAGCACCAGGACCUCCAGCGCCGCCCCCGCCUUCCGCGCCACCGGCCGAUAACGGCCAGCAAGAUAACAAUGGUGGAGGUGAUGGCGGUGCCAACGGCGGCGAUGCUGCAGGUGGUGCCGGCGGUGGCGAUGGUGGAAACAACGGGCUGCCUGCCAUACCGACGAACGAUUUCGGUACCGAUUCAUUCCAGGACAUCAAAUUGGGGGACGACAAACUGGACCUAGGCCUGAGGCCUCCAGAAGGAAAGGGGUUUGAUCAAUGGGGAACGAAAUGGAACACGGCAGGGACGGCAGGGACGGCAGGGACAGGGGGGGCGGGCUGGGACUGGUCUGGAGGAGGAGGAGGAAAUGAUAUCGCGGGCGAUGGCAAAGACGACGAAAACCCCUGGGGUAAAUCGAAAGGCCUGGAAGGACCCCCCGAGAGUGGUAAGCAAGAAAAGGAGGACCCUUGGGGAUUUGGCGCCAAAAAGGACAAGAAAAAGAGCCCCCUUUGGGGUGCGGAACCUGAAGAAGAACUCAAGCCCGGUGAUGGUUGGGGCUUCCACGGCGCCAAGAAAAAGGGCAAUGGCCUGGAAGAGGUCCAUAUGGCCUCUGAAGCUGCUGGCUCUGAGAAGAAGGACAUCUGGGAUACAUGGGGAAUAUCCAAAAAGGACCGGGCAAAAAAGAAGGGCAUACUCGAAGACGCUGGAUCGUCACACGCCGAACCACCACCAGAUCUCCAAGAUGAUUUAUGGGGUGGUGGUUGGUCAAGUAAGAAGCCUGGUGGAGUGCCGGCGCCAGCGCCAGAUCCCCCUUCGUUCGAGGACAAGAAUGAAGGAGAUGACUUUUGGGCAACGUUCGGCUCAGGGAAGAAACCCGUGGAGGAGAAACCGGCUGCGGAUGGUUGGUCAAGCUGGGGUUUGACAAAGAAGGCUGAGCCGGUCAAGGCGGAUGAUGGCUGGGACUUAUGGGGGACAGGUAAGAAGUUAAAGAAGAAAGCCGGUGAUCUAAUCCAGCUCGGUGACGAUAUUCCGCCCCCGGUUCCGGAUCCGGUCGAGGCCGUGGAGAGUGAAGGCGGCUUCCUCGAAUCUUGGGGUUUCGGCAGGAAAAAGAAGACCCCGACCGUCGAUCCCUUUGCUUUUAGGACACCCGCCACCGAGAGCAACGAUGAUGGUUUCUGGGGGUCACUCGUCAAGAAGCCUAACCCACAUGAUUAUCUAGAUGAACCUAACACGCCAACGCCCCCCUCUAUGAAGUUUACUAAACACGAGGACCAAGCAGGAGAACCCGAAGUACCACAGCAAAACCCCGAGGAGGUCGAGGCGGCUCUCGAGGAGGAGGAGAUUGCUGCUCUCCUGGAGAAGAAGGCGAAGAGGGGAGGGCGACUUCUCAAGGUCGAUCGAGAACGUUUGGUCGUCCUGGAAGCGAACGCUGCCAACAGAGCCGUAGCUAAAGCAGCACGCGAAGCGGAAGAACAAGCUGCGAGGGAAGCAGAAGAAGCUGCUGCAGCAGAAGCAGCGGCAGCAGCCGAGGCAGCAGCCGCAGAGGAAGCAGCAGCCGCAGCAGCAGCAGCCGAGGCCGAGGCUGUCGCUCUACGAAAAGCAGAAGCAGCAGAAGCAGCUCAAGACGAACAAGAAAUCGCAGCCCUACUUUCGAAAAAGAAGAAGCGAGGCAAGCUGCUCAGGAAGGAACAGGAACGACUUACGCUACUCGAAGGGAAUGUCGCCAGGAGAGCUGAAGUCCAAGCAGCCCGUGAGGCUGAGGAACAUGCAUCUCAGGAGGCUGAGGCUGCGGCCGCAGCAGCAGCAGAGGAAGCAGCCGCCCAAGAAGCAGCCGAGGCCGAAGCGGCUGCUCAAGCGGCUGCAGAAGCAGAGGCUGCAGCUGCGGCUGCCGCCGAGAUCGCUAAGGAAGAGGAGGAAAUGGAAAUGCUCAUGGUUAAGAAGGACAAGCGAGGAGGAAAGCUCCUUAAAAGGGAACAAGAACGCCUUAAUACCCUUUUCGAGAACGCUGCGCAGCGAGCAAACGAGCAAGCCAUCGCUAAAGCUGAGGAGCAGGCUGCGGCAGAGGCCGAAGAAGCUGCUGCCGCCGAAGCUGCCGCCGCCGAAGAGGCUGCCGCCGCAGAGGCAGCAGCAGCAGCAGAGGCAGAAGCAGAAGCAGAAGCAGCUGCUCAAGCAGCGGCAGAGGCAGAAGCCGCAGCGCAAGAAGCAGCACAGGCAGAAGCCGCCGCACAAGCAGCAGCAGAGGCCGAGGCAGAAGAGGCUGCUAAGGAAGAGGAGGAACUGGCCACUCUCAAAGCCAAGAAGGCGAAGAAGGGAAAGCUAAGCAAGAGCGACACUGUCCGGUUCACUACCUUGGUUGGCAAUUCCGUCAAACGUGCUCAAGCCAAAGCUGCCAAAGAAGCUGAGGAGGCUGCCGCGCAAGAAGCAGAAGCUCAGGCAGCCAAGGAAGCUGAAGAGACCGCAGCUCGUGAGGCCGAGGAGCAAGCCGCCCGAGAGGCUGAAGAGGCUGCUGCUAAGGAAGCUGAGGCUGCCGAGGCUGCCGCCAUCGCUGCAGAGGAACAGGAACUUGCCGAUUUGACCGCGAAGAAAGUCAAGCGCAAUGGCAAGCUGACAAAGAAAGACACCGAGCGUUUCAAUUUCCUUACACAGCGGGCUCUCGAACGCGCUGAACAAGCAGCAAAGGAGGCAGAAGAGGCUGCCGCAGAGGAAGCUGCUGCGGCCGAGGCGGCUCCCGAGGAACCCCUCGAGGAACCAGUUGAAGAAGCACCCGAGGAGGCUCCCGAGGAAGCUUUCGAGGAAGCCGCUGAGGAAGCAUCCGAAGAAGUUCCCGAGGCUGAGGAUACAGCUGCACAGGAAGCUGCAGAUGCUGAAGCUGCGGCAGCAAGAGAGGCAGAGGCAAUAGCAAUCGCAGAAGAAGAGGCAGAGCUCGCAGCCCUUGCUGCAAAGAAGGCUAAGAAGGGCAAACUCACCAAGAAGGAUACCGAAAGGUUCAAUAUUCUCACAGAGAAUGCUGCACAACGACAAGCUGCUAAGGAAGCUGAGGAGGCUGCCGCCGCCGCUGCUGCCGAGGAGCAAGCAGCAAAGGAGGCAGAAGAAGCUGCUGCCGCUGCAGCAGAAGCCGAAGCUGCCGCUGCGAAAGAGGCAGAGGCGGUUGCUAUUGCAGAGGAGGAGGCAGAGCUCGCAGCCCUUGCUGCUAAGAAGGCAAAGAAGGGCAAACUCACCAAGAAGGAUACGGAGAGGAUCAAUAUUCUCACAGAGAAUGCUGCACAACGACAAGCUGCUAAGGAAGCCGAGGAGCAAGCAGCACGGGAGGCAGAAGAGGCAGCUGCAGCGGAAGCAGCAGAGGCUGAAGCAGUGGCUGCCCGUGAAGCUGAGGCGGUUAUCAUUGCUGAAGAAGAAGCUGAACUAGCUGCAUUGGCUGCCAAGAAGGCCAAGAAAGGCAAACUGGGCAAGAAGGAUACCGAACGAUUUACUGUCUUGACUGAGAAUGUGGAAAAACGAGCCCAGGAAACUGCCGAAGCACAAGCUGCUCAGGAAGCUGAAGAUGCUGCAGCAGUUGAGCCCGAAGCCGAAGAACCACCCCCCGAAGAGGCACCCGAAGAACCUCCCGCCGAAGAGCCGCCUGCCGAGGAACUCCUAGUCGAGGAGCCCGACGAAACUGCUGCUGCUGAAGCUGAUGAAGCCGCUGCCCAGGAAGCAGCCGAGGCUGCAGCUCGUGAGGCAGAGGUGGCUGCACAGGAGGAAGCUGAGUUGGCUGCUCUGACAUCUAGGAAAGAAAAGAGGGGCAAACUUGGCAAGAAGGAUACAGACCGGUUCAACGCUCUCACUGAAAACGCAGCCAAACGGGCGGAAAAGGCAGCAGAGGAAGAAGCCGUUGCACAAGCCGCUGCAGAAGCUGAAGAGCAAGCAGCCCGCGAAGCUGAGGAACAAGCAGCCAAGGAGGCCGAAGAAGCCGCUGCCGCUGAAGCUGCCGCUGCAGAAGAAACCGCUGCUCAAGAAGCCGCUGAAGCUGAAGCUGCUGUAAUUGCUGCAGAAGAAGCAGAGCUUGCUGCCCUGACAGCUAAGAAGGAAAGGAAGGGCAAGCUUACAAAGAAGGAUACCGAGAGAUUCAAUAUUCUUACUAAAAAUGCUGCUCAACGGGCAGAGAAGGCAGCAGAAGAAGCUGCAGCGCUUGCCGAAGCUGAAGAGGCUGCCGCGGCCGAAGCUGCUGCUGCAGAAGCUGCCGCCGCAGAAGAGGCUGCCGCCGCAGAGGCUGCUGAAGCUGAAGCAGCGGAAAUUGCGCAAGAAGAAGCCGAGCUGGCUGCUCUAGUCGCAAAGAAGGAAAGGAAGGGCAGGCUAGGGAAAAAGGAUACCGAUCGAUUCAAUCUUCUUACCGAGAACGCGAAUCAAAGGGCUGAAAAGGCAGCUGAAGAUCAAGCUGCCAGGGAAGCCGAAGAAGCUGCUGUUGCUGCCGACGCCGAUGAGGCAGAAGAAGCUGCGGAGCCACCCCCAGAAGAGCCUCCAGAGCCAGAGCCAGAGGAAGAGCCAGAGGAAGAGGAGGUUGCAGAGCCGGAACUAGACGAAGCCCCUACCCCAGAAGAUGCUGAGGCGGAAGAUGCUGCCGCUGCUGAGGAGGCUGCAGCUCUCGAAGCUGCUGAAGCGGAAGCCGCGGCUGCGAUUGCGGCAGAAGAGCAAGAGCUGGCAGACCUCGAGGCAAAGAAAGCGAGGAAAGGCAAGCUGGGCAAAAAGGAUACCGAACGGCGAAAGGACACUGAACGCCUCGCUAUUCUAACCGAGAAUGCUGCAAAACGCGCGGAGGAACAAGCAGCUCGUGAAGCUGAAGUCGCUGCUGAGGACCCAGUGGCCGAGGAAGCUGCUCAAGAGGAAGAGGAAGACCCGGCUGAGGAGGCUGAGGAGGUCGAGGAAGCUGAAGAACCAGCUCCGGAGACGGAAGAGCCAGUAGAGGAUACCCCAGACGAGCCGACAGAAGAAUCCCCUGAAGAACCAGUUCCAGAUGCCGACGAAACCGAAGAGGCGGCAAAACAAGCCGAGGAGCAAGCUGCUAAGGAAGCCGCCGAAGCCGAGGCCGCUGCUAUUGCUGCCGAAGAGGAAGCAGAGCUUAUGGCGCUCGAGGCAAAGAAGGUUCGAAAGGGGAAAUUAGGGAGAAAGGAUACUGAACGAUUGGCCCUCCUCACCGACAACAUCGCCAAGCGUGCUGAAGAGCAAGCAGCCCGAGAAGCCGAAGAGCAAGCAGCGAAGGAGGCCGAAGAAGCUGCUGCCGCUGAAGCUGCCGCUGCCGAAGCUGCCGCUGCCGAAGCUGCCGCUGCCGAAGCUGUCGCCGCCGAAGAAGCUGCCGCAAGAGAAGCCGCUGAGGCUGAAGCUGCUGCCAUUGCUGCUGCUGAAGAAGACGAACUUGCGAAACUGGAAGCAAAGAAACUUCGAAAGGGAAGACUAGGGAAGAAAGAUACUGAAAGGCAUGCUCUUCUCACUGAAAAUAUCGCCAAGCGUGCCGAAGAGCAAGCUGCCAGGGAAGCAGAGGAAGCAGCUGCCGCCGAAGCUGCUGCAGAGGAAGCCCCUGUCGAAGACGAGCCUAUUGAAGAAGAGCCUGUUGAGGAAGAGGCCGGUGAAGAAGAGGCUGCUGAGGAAGAAGCUGCAGAAGAAGUUGCCGAUGAGCUUGCUGAUGAAGCUGCUCCCGAGGAGGAUGCUACUGCUGAAGAGGCUGCCGCCGCUGAAGCUGCUGCCGCCGCCGAAGAAGCUGCUGCAAGAGAAGCUGCCGAAGCCGAAGCUGCCGCUAUUGCUGCUGCCGAAGAAGACGAACUUGCGAAACUAGAGGCAAAGAAAGUUCGGAAAGGCAAAUUAGGGAGGAAGGAUACUGAGAGGUAUAGUGUCCUUACCGAGAAUAUCACGAAACGUGCCGAAGAGCAAGCUGCAAGGGAGGCUGAAGAGGCAGCAGCUAGAGAAGCUGAAGAGCAAGCAGCCAGAGAAGCCGAAGAGGCUGCGGCUGCGGCUGCCGAAGCUGCUGCAAUUGCUGCCGCGGAAGACGAAGAACUCGCAAAUCUGUCAGCAAAAUGGGAAAGGCGAGGCAAGCUUGGCAGAAAAGACACAGAACGCUUUAAGCACUUGACCGAAAAUGCAACAAAGCGUGCCGAAGAACAGGCUGCUAGGGAGGCUGAGGAAGCUGCCGCUGCCGGUGACGCUGAGGAGCCAGCCCCUGAUGAUGCCGAAGAAGCCCCCGAAGCUGAGCCCGAGCCCGAAGAGACACCAGACGAGGAGGCUGAAGCUGAGCCUGCAGAUGCUCCAGCUGAAGAAGCAGAGGACCCGGCCGCAGAAGAGGCUGCAGCCGCAGCAGCUGCAGAGGAGGCAGCCGCAAGAGAAGCUGCUGAAGCCGAAGCAAAUGCCCUCAUCGCGGAAGAGGAAGCAGAGCUUGCUGCAUUAGCAAAGAAGAAGGCCAAGAAGGGCAAGUUAGGCCGCAAGGAUACCGAACGCUUUAACCUCUUAACCGACAAUGCAGAAAAGCGAGCUGAAGCUCAAGCAGCGAAGGAGGCAGAAGAAGCUGCUGCUGCUGAAGCUGAAGCUGCCGCAGCGGAAGAAGCGACCCCAGCAGAAGAGGAAGAAGACGAUGAGUUUGUGGAUGCUGACGAUUUUGUGGAUGCUGAAGAAGGUGACCUCGAGGAGGACGAUGCCGGGGAAGAUGCCGAGGUGGAGGAAGUAGCUGAGGAAGAGGUAGCCGACCCCGAGGUGGAACCAGAAGCCGACGAUGACGCCGCUGAGCCCGAGCCCGAGCCCGAGCUCGAAGAAGAAGAGGAUGCCGAUGCUGCUGCUGCUGCUGCUGCUGCUGCUGCCGAGGCUGAAGCAAAGGCUGCCGCGAUCGCUGAAGAAGAAGCUGAGCUCGCAGCUUUGACUAAGAAGAAGGCGAAAAAGGGCAAGCUAGGUCGCAAGGAUACUGAAAGGUUCAACAUCUUGACCGAUAACGCAACUGCGCGCGCCGAAGAACAAGCUGCAAAGGAGGCCGAGGAAGCUGCAGCCGCCGCCGCGGAAGCUGAAGAAGCUGAAGAGGCCGAUGCGAAUGAGGCUGAGGAAGCGGAAGCCGCUGCUGCUGAAGCAGCCGAGGCAGAAGCAGCAGCAGCCGCCGAGGCUAAAGCCAAAGCUAUUGCGAUCGCUGAAGAAGAAGCCGAGCUAGCAGCUUUGACCAAGAAGAAGGCGAAAAAGGGCAAGCUGGGCCGUAAGGAUACUGAAAGAUUUACUAUCCUGACCGAAAACGCCGCUGUCCGCGCUGAAGAACAGGCUGCAAAGGAGGCGGAGGAAGCUGCUGCUGCUGCUGCUGAGGCUGAAGCUGAGGAAGACGCUGAGGAAGACGCUGAAGAAGUGGCUGAAGACGCUGCCGAGGAAGCCCCCGAGGAAAUUGAAGAGGAAGUCGAAGAGGAAGAAGCUGAGGAGGACGCCGAGGCAGCUGAAGCAGAUACAAAGGAAGCUGAGGAACAAGCUGCGAAGGAGGCCGAGGAACAAGCUGCCAGGGAGGCUGCAGAAGCAGAAGCCGCCGCUAUCGCUGAAGAGGAAGAAGCCGAGCUCGCAAAGCUGAUGAGGAAAAAGGAAAAGAAGGGCAGACUAGGCCGUAAGGAUACUGAACGGUUUGACCUCCUGACUGAAAACAUGGCCAAGCGCGUGGAGGAACAGGCUGCGAAGGAGGCCGAAGCUGCGGCUGCUGCUGCCGCCGCUGAAGCUGAAGAGGCUGCCGAGGAACCAGAGGAGGUGGCUGAAGAAGCUGAAGAAGAAGGCGAGGAUGUCGAAGAGGCUGACGAGGAGGUUGAGGAGGAGGAGGAGGAGGAGGAGGAGGCUGAGGAAGCAGCCGAGGAGGCCGGGGAAGAUGAAGCUGAAGCUGAAGCUGAAGCGGCUGCUGCUGCUGAGGCUGAAGAAGCAGCUGCAAGAGCUGAGGCAGAAGCUGCAGCGAUUGCUGAAGAAGAAGCCGAACUCGCAAAAUUAGCAAGGAAAAAGGAGAAAAAGGGCAGGCUCGGCCGCAAGGAUACUGAACGGUUUAACUUUCUUGCCGACAAUGCUGCUAAGCGUGCAGAGGAAGCUGCUGCUGCUGCUGCUGCCGCCGCCGAAGCUGAAGCCGAAGCCGACGAAGGUGAAGAAGUCGAGGAGGAGGAGGAAGCGGCCGAAGAGGUGGCUGAGGAGGAAGAAGAGGCAGCUGGGGAAGCUGGAGAAGUUGUAGAAGAGGCAGCUGAGGCCGAAGUCGACGCAGAAGCAGAAGCAGCUGCCGCCGCCGAAGCUGCGGAAGCCGCUGCCAAAGCGGAAGCGGAAGCUGCCGUGAUUGCUGAAGAAGAGGCUGAACUUGCAAAGCUCGCGAAGAGGAAGGCAAAGAAAGGUAGACUUGACCGCAAGGAUACCAAAAGAUUUGACCUCCUCGCUGCGAAUGCAACUAGACGUGCGGAGGAAGCUGCUACGGCUGCCGAAGCAGAAGCAGCUGCUGCUGCUGAAGCUGAAGAGGCUGCAGCCGCCGAAGCCGCAGAAGCAGAAGCAGCCGCCGCCGCCGAAGCUGCUGCAGCUGAAGAAGCCGCAGCAAGGGAGGCCGCUGAGGCUGAAGCCGCUGCAGUUGCUGAAGCAGAAGCAGAAGAGCUCGAGGCCCUGAACGCAAAGAAGGCCAGAAGGGGUAGGCUAGGCAGGAAGGAUACUGAGAGGUUCAGGGUCUUGGAGGAGAGAGCGGCUGAACGAGCCGAAGAGCUGGCUGCAAAGGAGGCAGCGGCAGCGGCAGCAGCAGCAGCAGCAGAAGUUGCAGCCCAGGCUGCUGACGCUGAGUCUGAGGAAGAAGAGGAAGAAGAGGAAGAAGAGGAGGAAGACGAGGAAGCGGAAGCGGAAGCAGAGGCGGAAGCUGGAGCGGAAGCUGGAGUAGAGGCUGAAGCUGGAGAAGCUACCGAGGACCAAUCGGAAGCAGAAUCGAAGGCAGAUGCUGGCGAAGCCGCUGAGGAUGAAUCAGAAGAUGAAUCAGAAGCUGAGGCGGAAGAGGAAGCAGAGGCGGUUGUAGAAGCAGCUGCAGAAGCAGCUGCAGAAGCAGCACCAGCAGAGGAGGAAGAUCCAGAGGCGAAAGAGGUAGCGGAAGCAGAGGCGGACUCGGACGAAGAUGAAGACGAGGAUGAAGAUGAGGACUCGGACAAAGACUCAGACGCCGAAGAGAAGGACGUCGACGAGGAGGCCGCUGAGGCUGCCGAGGGAGGGGCUGGUGAAGAAUCCGCGGAAGAAGAAGCUGUCGUGGAAGCUGUCGUGGAAGCUGUGGAAGAAGCCCCUGAAGAAGCGCCCGUCGAAGAGGUCGCUGAGGAGGCUGCUAGAGAAGUCGAUGAAGCAGCCGAGGAAGAGCCAAAGGAACCUGAACCCGAACCUGAGGCCGCGGCUCCCGAAGUCAUUGAAGUGGUCGACAUGACGCCGAAGAAGCCUAGGAGAAGUCGGAAGAAGACGCGAGGCGAGGGACCGCCGCCACCACCUGUCCCCGAUCCGCCGAUUACACCUCCCCCCGAGAUCAAGCAUUCCCGAAGAGAACGACCCAAGCUCCACCGUGAAGGCACUUCGUGGGGGAAGCGGACCUCAAUGCCAAGAGUAGAAAAGGAGAGAUCGUCCAAGUCCAGGUCGAGCAAGCCUAGACGUGAAGAGAAGUCGUCCUCGAAGGGGUCAUCCUCCGACAAAGUUGAGAAGACUCCAUCACGGUCCCGAACGACAGGUCUCUUUAGUACGCCGCCAAUUACUCGCUCAUCGACCAUGUACGAGAAGAGACCCAGCGUUUUGGGCAGUCGCCGUCACUCUACAGGGGCCCGUGGCCUUGCAUCGCCACCUCCCGACGAGGCAAGCAGGGUCGCGGACGAACCCACCAGACGUCGCAGGUCGCACAAGUCACGAUCGCGAGAGGAUGAUGAUGUCGUUAUGGUCGACGCCGAGGCAGACAGGCGUGAGCGUCGCCGACGAUCCAAGCGCGCCCGCGAAGAUGACGUGGUCAUGGUCGAGUCGGGUGGUCCUUCGGACACACCUCUCCAGCGAAGUGCUUCCGGCGCGAAGAAGCCCUCAGGCUUUUCCAGCCUGUUCGGUGGCCUAAUGACACCAAAAACCGAGCGUCCUGAUCCCCUACGUCGCCGCAGUACCUACGUAACAACGGACGAUGAGGCCUUGCGCAGUGCCAAGAUGGAUGGAGAUGCUGUGGUGAUCGACGCUGAUCGCGAAGCUAGGCGGGCGGCUCGAAGGGCCAGACGGGCUGAGCGCGAAGCUACAGGUGACCCUGAGCGUGGGGACGAGGAGGCACGUCGUGCUCGGGAUGAAGCACGACACACGAGGAGAGGGAGGCACGCCGGGCUGAGAGGCGAGCUGCUCGUCAACAGCGUGAGGAGGAGGAAAGACGAGGCGAAGAAGAGCGGCGAAUGGAGGAGGAUCGGGAAGCUCGAAGGGCGGAACGUCGACGUCUUCGCAAAGAACAAGAGGCUGCAGCUGCAGCCGCUGCUGCGGAGCAGGAAGAAGAAGAGAUGCGACGAGCCGCAAGACGAGAGCGGCGACGUGAGCGCCAAGUUUACGCAUCGGAAGACGACUCUGAACGACGCCGGCGACGAGAAGCAAGAAGAGCGGCGCGUGGUGUUGAGGUACCCGAGGUACCCGAGGCACCCGAGGUACCUGAGGAAGAAGACGUAUAUCGUCGAAGAAGUCACAGGCACGCCGAGCAGUCAGCCGAUGAGUAUGGACAACGGAGAUCUCGACGUCGUGAGGAAAGACGGGGUUCUGCCUGGCCACAUUCAGGAACGUCAUCUUGGGUCAAGGAUCACACGGAUGCGCCUCCUCCACCCGAAACACCUGUUGAAGAGGCAGCACCCGAGCCUGAGCCUGAGCCUGAGCCUGAGCCUGAGUUUGUGGACGAUGAACAAGCACGACGCGAAGCGCGCCGAGCCCGUCACCGAGCCAAGUACGGAGGCGGGACGCCAGAUGACACAGAUGACCAACGUCGACGGCGGGCAAGGCGAGAAGAUCGCGGCGACAGAGAUAGAGAUCGCGAUAGAGACCGAGACCGGUACCGCGACAGGCGGCUACAGGGCUCAGAGGGGAGCGAUGAGCGUCACCACAGCCGACGCAACUCGGGAUUCGUGGAGGCAGCAGCAACACCGCGAACACCUUGGUGGAAGAAGAUUGCAGGAUGAGGGAUGAACGAUGCAUGAGUGUCCUUUCGAGCGAGCGUGUUUCCGAGUGUCCUUUUUGAUUACGACAAGCACGAUUGACUACUACCUAUGACCAUCUACCUAUUACCUACCCCCUUACCUACCUAUCUACGACGUACAUCACGACACGACGGCCAACUCAACAUGGAUGACAGCUUAGCCUAGCAUCAGGAUCAUAUCACAGUGGGAAAGCGGUGGAGAUUCCCUUUUUGCAUUUCCUGGGUUUCUUGGGUUUGUUUUGGAACGGAGCAUUGCAGGAUAUGUGUGUUUGAUUUGGUUAAUUUGGAUUUACGCAUGUGGAUGGACAUACCUUUGUACUUGGUCCAUGGAUGCUUGAGUAGGCACUUGUUCCCCUGACGGCCCAGAGGACAAGAUGACUGCCGGGCAACAUGUAUACCUAUACCCGUUUGUGAAGUAGUGUGAGAUUUAGAGUGUAUCGAUGCAUUGUACAGCCGCGGGAUGGCUGAG
Molecule: messenger RNA, 11807 nt
Organism: Fusarium vanettenii 77-13-4
Lineage: Eukaryota; Fungi; Ascomycota; Sordariomycetes; Hypocreales; Nectriaceae
Exons: 5
Coding region: 1-11328 (3775 amino acids)
Source: RefSeq, a predicted model, not a curated record